Messenger RNA from Brassica napus (rape), 1265 nucleotides. Its product is annotated as probable WRKY transcription factor 40. Lineage: Eukaryota; Viridiplantae; Streptophyta; Magnoliopsida; Brassicales; Brassicaceae. Gene Ontology annotation, biological process: regulation of DNA-templated transcription. The record is from RefSeq and is a predicted model, not a curated record. Bases 242 to 1114 code for a protein of 290 amino acids. The transcript is spliced from 4 exons. Gene Ontology annotation, molecular function: sequence-specific DNA binding; DNA-binding transcription factor activity.
CAUUAGUUUAUUGCAUUAAAAUGAAAAGAGCACAUGUUGCUCUCUCUUUCCACCGAGUUUCCUAUCAAUACUUCUCUAUAUAUAUAGGAAUUAAAACCAUUCCUUCUUCCACAAAUCCCAGAAAAGGAAAAAAAAGAAGUCAAUAAGAUCGAACUCUUACUACGAAUCUCUCAACGUUCUUUCUAAGCUUACAUAUACAUACUCAAGAGUCAAGAAGAUUCAUCGUACAAUCUUAACAUCCAUGGACCAGUACCCAUCAUCUUUGGUCGAUACUUCUUUAGAUCUCACUAUUGGAGUUACGCGAAUGCGAGUUGAAGAAGAUUCCACGACAACUGCUUUAGUGGAUGAAUUAAACCGAAUGAAUGCUGAGAACAAGAAGCUCUCAGAGAUGCUAACUUUGAUGUGUGACAAGUACAACGUAUUGAGGGAACAGCUUAUGGAAUAUGUUAACAAGACCGAGAGAGACCAAGUCAGUCCUCCCAAGAAACGCAAAUCUCCAGCGAGAGAUGACGCAAAUAGUUCGGCGGUGGUCGGUGGAGUAUCGGAGAGUAGCUCUACGGAUCAGGAUGAUCAGUAUCUGUGUAAGAAGCAAAGAGAAGAGACUGUUGUGAAGGAGAAAGUCUCAAGGGUUUAUUACAAGACCGAAGCUUCUGACACUACCCUUGUUGUGAAAGAUGGGUAUCAAUGGAGGAAGUAUGGACAGAAAGUGACUAGAGAUAAUCCAUCUCCAAGAGCUUACUUCAAAUGUGCUUGUGCUCCAAGCUGUUCUGUCAAAAAGAAGGUUCAAAGAAGUGUGGAGGAUCAAUCAGUGUUGGUAGCAACUUAUGAGGGUGAACAUAACCAUCCAAUGCCAUCACAAAUCGAUUCAAACAGUGGCCUAAACCGUUCUCCUGGUGCUGCCAACAGAAGUAGGAGCUUGGCUGAGCCUGUGACUACCAUUGAUCUGACUGAAACUAAGAAAGUGACAAGCCCAUCAAGAGUAGAUUUUCCAGAAGUUCAGAAACUUUUGGUGGAGCAAAUGGCGUCUUCCUUGACAAAAGAUCCAAACUUCACAGCAGCAUUAGCAGCAGCUGUUACCGGGAAAUUGUACCAACAGAAUCAAACCGACAAGUAGCUUAGCUUCAAAUUCUGUUAAGUGUUUUUUUUUUAGAUUGAACUUGGCAUAUGUGAGAGAGAGAGAGUAGAUCAUAUGAUCCCUUCGGGUACUGAAAAUGUAACAUUGUAAUCGUUUUCAUGCAAUCUCCAAUACCUAGUUUGACAACAAA